Molecule: messenger RNA, 678 nt
Organism: Dromiciops gliroides (monito del monte)
Lineage: Eukaryota; Metazoa; Chordata; Mammalia; Microbiotheria; Microbiotheriidae
Product: translationally-controlled tumor protein homolog
Exons: 2
Coding region: 1-678 (225 amino acids)
Cellular component (GO): cytoplasm
Molecular function (GO): calcium ion binding
Source: RefSeq, a predicted model, not a curated record
AUGCCGGAUUCUUCAGCUGGCCCGGAUCUGCUCUGGCGCCGGAAGAAGAAGUUGACCAGUGAGGGGGAAGAUGGGGCUGCCCGCAGAGGUCCUGGGUCUAGGGGCCCUCCGAAGUCUCAGCUAAACUCUUUCAACAAGGAGCCAUCUGUGAUUAUCUCAGUUUAUCGUGUAUAUAUUUUAACACUGAUCAUCUACCUGGACCUCAUCAGCCAUGAUGAGAUGUUCUCUGACAUUUACAAGAUCCGGGAGAUCACAAAUGGGCUGUGCCUGAAGGUGGAGGGGAAGAUGGUCAGUAGGACAGAGGGUACCAUUGAUGAUUCACUCAUUGGUGGAAAUGCCUCUGCUGAAGGUCCUGAGGGUAAAGGAACAGAUGCCACUGUAAUCACUGGAGUUGACAUAGUAAUAAACCAUCAUCUGCAAGAAACUAGUUUCACAAAAGAAUCCUACAAAAAGUACAUCAAAGACUACAUGAAAUCAAUCAAAGGCAGACUUGAAAAGCACAAGCCAGAUAGAUUAAAACCUUUUAUGACCGGAGCUGCAGAACAAAUCAAACACAUCCUUGCCAGUUUUAAAAACGAUCAGUUCUUCAUAGGUGAAAACAUGAAUCCAGAUGGUAUGGUGGCUCUCUUGGACUUCCGUGAGGAUGGUGUGACCCCAUAUGUGAUUUUCUUCAGCUGA